Messenger RNA from Neopelma chrysocephalum (saffron-crested tyrant-manakin), 1570 nucleotides. RefSeq names its product RNA-binding protein 14-like. The transcript has a single exon. Lineage: Eukaryota; Metazoa; Chordata; Aves; Passeriformes; Pipridae. Gene Ontology annotation, molecular function: mRNA binding. Bases 87 to 494 code for a protein of 135 amino acids. The record is from RefSeq and is a predicted model, not a curated record. Gene Ontology annotation, cellular component: cytosol.
CUCAGGAGCCGCCGCCAUUUUGAGGCCGCCGCGGCCGCUACCCCGUCCCCGCUCCGCUCCCGCUCCCCGCCGGUGCCGCCGCCGCGAUGCGUCCCGGCAUCAAACUCUUCGUGGGCAACGUCCCCGAGGAGGCGACGGCGGAAGAGCUGAGCGAGCUGUUCGCCGGCGCCGCGGGGCCGGUGCUGGGCAUCGCCCUCAUGAAGCAGUUCGCCUUCGUGCACCUGCGGGACGAGGCGGCGGCCGCGCGCGCCAUCUCGCAGCUCAACGGGCACCAGCUGCACGGCCGCCGCAUCGUGGUGGAGCCGUCCCGGCCGCGCCCCACCAACACCUGCAAGAUCUUCGUGGGGAACGUGUCGGCCGCGUGCACGAGCGGGGAGCUGCGCUCGCUCUUCCAGCAGUACGGCCCCGUGGUGGAGUGCGACGUGGUGAAAGGUACCGGACCCGCCGCUGGGGCCGCGCGGCCCCCGCCGAGCUCGGCCCGCGCCGCCGGGUGACCCCCGAGAAGGGACCCGAGUUCCGUCCGACCGCGGCGCCGCCGCCCCCCGCCCGGACCCCGGCGCCGCCCGGGCUGGUGGAGCCGGGGGGGUGCGAGCCCGUGGGGGCUCCCUGAACCCCCCCCCUUCCCCAGGACCCCCGUCCUGGCAGCCGCGUCCUCCACCAUCGCCACCUCCCCCCAGCCCCAGGUGGGGCUGUACGAGCCUGUCCGGGCUCCCCAGCCCGAGCCCCCCCAUUAUCCCCUUGAAGCCACACGUCCUCCAUCGCCUUCGCUCCGCGAGCCCCCGUGGGCUCCCCGAACCUCCCUGUUCUCCCCCCUUCCAGCCACCCGCGUCCUCCUCCAUCGCCUCCCCCGCCCCAGGCGGGGCCGUGCGGGUCUGACGGGGCUCCCCACGCCCCUCAACCCACCCCCAUUGUCCCGCCCUCCAGCGCCGCUUCCCUCCCGCCGGCCCUGCUCGCUGCACCCUCUGGGACAGCCUGGAGGGAGCCGGGAAACCCCCGAGGGGCUCCACGGCUCCACACUGGGGAGCCCCAACAGGGUGUGAUGGUGUCACCCCCUCGCCCUGACCCUGCUGUGAGCAGGUGUCACCCUCGUGUCACACCCAUCGUGGCAGUGCCACCACGUGUCCCCCUGACCCUGAUGCCAAAGGUGUCACCCACAGGUGUCACCCGCAGUGCCCACGUCUGUCCCCUCUGCCCCGGUGAUGUCCCACAACGACAUCCCACAACGGUGUCCCCCCGUCCCGGCGACGUCUUCGCCGUCCCCUCGCCCGCAGGAGGGGGACGUUGUCGCUCUGCUCUCUCUCGUCCCAGGUCGCAGCUGCCAGCGGAGCCCCAGCAGGACCCACCCGCGUCCCCUCGGGCUCGGGGGGUGCCAUGGCCGCCCCGGGGGGUGACGGGAGGGCCGGGGGGAACGUGGGGGGACAUCCCCUCCCCUCCUUGGGCCGCAGGGACAGGAGGCGGGAGGGCAGGGUGGCGGAGGGGACGCAGGAGGAGGUGACUCAGUGCAGACGCUCGAGGGUCCAGGGGGGGUUUUUGCUCUGCCAGCGACGCUCCUGGCGCACCCUCGGGCGGU